Brassica napus (rape) is the source of this 3359-nucleotide messenger RNA. Its product is annotated as laccase-3-like. NCBI's taxonomy places the organism in Eukaryota, Viridiplantae, Streptophyta, Magnoliopsida, Brassicales, Brassicaceae. The transcript has 4 exons. Gene Ontology annotation, cellular component: apoplast. Gene Ontology annotation, biological process: lignin catabolic process. Bases 1518 to 3023 code for a protein of 501 amino acids. The record is from RefSeq and is a predicted model, not a curated record. Gene Ontology annotation, molecular function: hydroquinone:oxygen oxidoreductase activity; copper ion binding.
UAUUUAGUUAUGGUUUUCUAUACCAAAUCCAUACCAUAAAUUUCAACUCCCAUCGACUACUUCUUUCUUAGUUUGAUCUUCACAUUGUUAGUUUCACUGGUUGAUUAUUGUCAAUUUUAAGUGCUAUUAGGUAUUUUCUUUUGCGUCCAAAUCUUCCAUCUGUCACUUAAUUAUUAGGUUUCUUCUAUAGUCGCCGGUAAGUUUCAUACUAAACACGGAUCAGUUUAUAGGGUUAGUCAAAAAGCUUUAUGAUAUGUACAGAAAUAUUACAUGUAAUUUUUUAUUUAUUUUUAUUACAUGGAAUUUAACAAUACAGAUUACUAAAGAAUAGCUAUUAUAUGGGAAUUGUAAACCAAGUUUGGUUCCUUUACACACAUCAUUUACAAAUUCAAAACGACAGACUUGCAAGCCAGUUAAGUGGCAAGAUAACUAGAGAGUUGUGUUGAUUAAAUUGCAAAUUUGGUUAUUUUGCUAUUUGAUUUGUGCUGCAUCCAUUUUCCAUAGGCAAAAAAUGCCCACCAUUACUAGCAACAAAUAUUGCGAUGUAAAUAUGGAAUUUGCAACGAACAUUCAAAUAUAUGAGAAAACAACUCCACAGUUCGGUAUAUUUGUGUGUUGUACUUUAAAGUUUGACACAUACGAGAGUGACACGAACGUUACCAACAUAUCUUCCUUAAUUACUUAUUUUGGUUCUGGACAAACCAAAUUACAUUUGAUUAGUGAUUAGUCGUUAAUUAGACCCCGGCCACUUUAAUUUCCGUGUUUAUGAAGUAGUUAUUUAAGUCAACAAUAACUCUAAAACUUACUGGAGUAGUAUAUGUGACAACAUAGAUAUUUCGUUUGCAUUUACGUACUCCCAAAUUGUUACCGAGUCAAAGCGACAAAUGCACAUUGCAUUGCGAUUCUCAACUUAAUCCAUUGUCAUAUAUAAUAAAAGAAAAAAACAUAUUAAAAUGAAUCUUUGAAUUAGAUGAUCCUAGUAACAAAUCAGUCCAGUGGGUGCACCAAAUCAACUAAACCCGUUGCGAAUUUUCAUAUCAUUUUCUCCCUCCUGCUGACUUUAAACCUAAUAGUAGGACGAUUUUAGUUUAAAUAUAAUAAAAUUUUGUCAAAAUGCUAACGAAUUCACAUAAAACUCUGUUGUUUCAGCUCUAAUCUUUCCCGCUUAGUGUGUAUAUAUACUACUCCUCUCCUUCCUCUAAACUCACACAACAGAGAGCUUCACAAUACAGCCUUAAUGGAGUCUUCCCAACGGUUCUCCUCUCUAGCCUUCAUCGCACUUCUUGCCUACUUCGCUUUUCUCGCUUCAGCUGAACUUCACGUCCGUGAAUUUGUGAUCCAACCAAAACCAGUGAAGAGGCUGUGCAGAACUCACGAAAGCAUCACCGUGAAUGGCCAGUUCCCUGGUCCAACGCUCGAGGUCAGGAACGGUGACUCUCUCGCAAUCACCGUCAUCAACAAAGCCCGUUACAACAUUAGCAUUCACUAGUAGUUAAAUUGAUCUUAUCAACAAACAUAUGUUCUCUUCUUGCUCUGUUUUUAUACUCUGUUUUUGGGACAGGCAUGGAAUCAGACAGCUGCGUAAUCCGUGGGCUGAUGGUCCAGAGUACAUAACACAAUGUCCUAUCCGUCCAGGACAAAGCUACACUUACAGAUUCACAAUCGAAGACCAAGAAGGUACACUUUGGUGGCACGCUCAUAGCCGCUGGCUAAGAGCCACCGUCUACGGUGCUCUCAUUAUUUACCCUCGUCUCGGCUCUCCUUAUCCAUUCCAUAUGCCCAAACGCGACAUCCCAAUUCUUCUCGGAGAAUGGUGGGAUAGAAACCCAAUGGACGUUCUGAGGCAAGCACAGUUUACAGGAGCAGCAGCUAAUGUCUCUGACGCUUACACAAUCAACGGCCAACCAGGUGAUCUCUACCGCUGUUCUCGCUCCGAGACAGUUCGUUUCCCGAUCUUCCCCGGUGAGGCUGUCCAGCUCCGUGUCAUCAACGCUGGAUUGAACCAAGAGCUCUUCUUCUCAGUCGCCAACCACCAGCUCACAGUGGUUGAAACCGACUCCGCAUAUACAAAACCAUUCACCACAAGUGUCAUCAUGAUCGGUCCGGGCCAAACCACUAACGUCCUUCUCACCGCAAACCAGCGACCUGGCCGAUACUACAUGGCAGCUCGUGCCUACAACAGCGCAAACGCACCAUUUGACAACACAACCACAACCGCUAUCUUGGAGUACGUCAACGCUCCAACUCGACGUGGUCGCGGCUGCGGUCAGAUCGCUCCGGUUUUCCCGGUUCUUCCUGGGUUCAACGACACUGCAACCGCAACCGCGUUCACGAACCGUCUGCGGUACUGGAAACGAGCUCCAGUACCGCUUCAGGUCGACGAGAACCUCUUUUUCACUGUCGGUUUGGGACUAAUCAACUGCUCCAACCCCAACAGUCCGCGUUGCCAGGGUCCUAACGGGACCAGGUUUGCGGCCAGCAUAAACAACCAGUCCUUCGUGCUACCGCGAAGAAACUCUAUCAUGCAAGCUUAUUACCAAGGCAUGCCCGGAAUCUUCACGACCGAUUUCCCGCCCGUUCCACCGGUGCAAUUCGAUUACACCGGUAAUGUUAGCCGUGGGUUAUGGCAGCCCGUGAAGGGAACUAAAGCGUACAAGCUUAAGUACAAAGCUAAUGUUCAGAUUGUGUUACAAGACACGAGCAUUGUCACGCCUGAGAAUCAUCCUAUGCACUUACACGGGUACCAAUUCUACGUUGUCGGGUCUGGUUUUGGUAACUUUAAUCGGAGAACUGACCCGGCUCGGUUUAACCUGUUUGACCCACCGGAGAGGAACACCAUUGGUACGCCUCCAGGUGGUUGGGUUGCAAUCCGGUUCGUUGCUGACAAUCCAGGAGCAUGGUUUAUGCAUUGUCACAUCGAUUCGCAUUUGGGAUGGGGUUUAGCGAUGGUUUUCUUGGUUGAAAACGGACGUGGACAGUUGCAAUCUGUGCAGGCUCCACCGUUGGAUCUUCCAAGAUGCUAAUAAAUUCUUCCACCGUUGGAUAAGGAUUUGUGGUAUUUAGUUUUGUUUUUUAUUUUAUCAAAAGGUUUUUGGGGCCUUUGAAUCUGUGUGUUGUGGUUGAAACUUGUUCAUCUUUUGGUUUCCAUCUACUCUUUCUUAUUAUUUUCCUCGUAAUAUAGUGUCUUGAUAUAUCUGAUUUAAAGAUUAAUUAUCAAUGAAAAGCUUAUGUUGCAAUCUGAUAAUCAUCCUCUUUUACCUUACUUUCCCAAAUCUCAUAUGAAAUUCUUCUCUGUAGAUUGCAUCAAACACACAAUUUUAAGAAGAACAUGAAGGAAAAUAAUAACACAUAUUUCUUAA